Molecule: messenger RNA, 2241 nt
Organism: Hippocampus comes (tiger tail seahorse)
Lineage: Eukaryota; Metazoa; Chordata; Actinopteri; Syngnathiformes; Syngnathidae
Gene: tgds
Product: TDP-glucose 4,6-dehydratase
Exons: 12
Coding region: 107-1099 (330 amino acids)
Biological process (GO): nucleotide-sugar metabolic process
Molecular function (GO): dTDP-glucose 4,6-dehydratase activity
Source: RefSeq, a predicted model, not a curated record
AAACGAUCGCCUACUGUCGCGCUGACAAGUGUGAAAAUGUCGUGUCUUAAACGUCCAAGAUUACGAGUUUUUAAGUGAAACCCAAUGACAGUCUGUGAAUGGACCGAUGGACUCCAUCAGAACUGUUUUGGUGACUGGGGGGUGUGGUUUUAUCGGCUCUCACCUUGUGCGUUACCUGGUUCAAAGCUAUCCCGAAUGGAAAAUUUAUAACUUGGAUAAUUUAGAUUACUGCUGCAGCCCAAGGUGUCUGGAGAGCAUUAAAAACAGCGCAAACUACACAUUUAUCAAGGGGGAUAUAAGUAACUCCCAGCUGGUGAACCAGAUCUUCGACACAGAAAAUGUUGACGUUAUCUUCCACUUGGCUGCCAAAACCCACGUUGAUUCAUCCUUCCAAACCCCAGCCAUUUUCCAGCAUGUUAACACCCACGGUACGCGAGUUUUGCUAUCGGCUGCCAGUCAGGCCCGCCACAAGCUUCAGCGCUUCAUCUACGUCAGCACCGAUGAAGUGUAUGGAUCAAGUGUAGAUGAGGUGUUUGAUGAGAGCAGUCCAAUGAGGCCUUCCAACCCGUAUUCUGCUUCAAAGGCAGCUGCAGAACUCCUGGUCAGGUUGUACUGGGAAAAUUAUAAGCUUCCCGUCAUCAUCACAAGGAGCAAUAACAUCUAUGGUCCCCAGCAAUACAUUGAGAAGGUCAUCCCCAAGUUUCUCACUUUGUUGCAAAUGGGCAAAAAAUGUACCAUUCAUGGAACCCUCCCCAAAUCUCGUCAUUUCCUGUUCGUCGACGACGCAGUCAAUGCCUUCCUGAUGCUUCUGGAGAAAGGGAUUGUGGGAGAAGUCUACAACAUAGGGUCAAACUGUGAGAUAACCAUAGUGCAAUUGGCCAAGGAACUUGCCAAGAUGGUACAAAACGUGCCAGAUGCCGAGCUGAACAACUGGCUUGAAGUUGUGCCGGACAGGCCGGAAGUCGACAUCCGCUACCCCAUCAAAUGUGAGAAGCUGCAGCAGUUGGGCUGGAAGGCCCAGGUCCCCUGGCCGGACGGCAUCAAACGGACUGUCCAAUGGUACCAGGACCACCCAGACUUUUGGUCGGACACACCAUAGGCCCCGAGAGAAAUUCAAAGAAACUAAUCAAUAGGUGCCUUGUUUUGGCACUCUCGCUGUCUUAUCUGUACUGUCCAUCUUAUUGGACCAAUAGGUGGUGGUGGGGGGCUCAGCCUCAGCCUCACUUGACCAAAACACUGUGAAGUAAACUUGAAAUCACAAGUGACAAGAACAGGUGGUGUGAUUUUGCCCUUACUUAACUUCCCGUUAGUAUUUGUUUCCCAACCAUCCAUUGUCUUCUGCUAGCCGGGUUUGGGUCUCAUCAGUUGUAGCAGGAAAAGUCCAGAUUUCUCUCAGCCACUUUGUCCAGUUCGCUGAGGACCCCAGAGGUAUUCACAGGUCAGCCGGGAGACGUCUCUCCCGCAUGUUCUGGGUCGCCACCGGGGCCUCGUGCCUUUGGGAUGUGCCUGGAACACCUCACCAGGGAGGUCUCCUGGAGGCAUCCUGAUCAGAUGCCCGAGCCACAUAAUCUGGCUCUUGUCAAUGUGGAGGAGCUGUGGCUCUACUCCCGAGGCUCUCCCUGGUGACUGAGCUUCUCAACUUAUCUCUAAAGAAAAAGCCCAGACACCAUGUGGAGAAAAAAAAAAAAAAACUAUUUUCGGCCGCUUGUAGCCGUGUUGUUCGUUCAGUCACGACCGACAGUUUGGGGCCCAUAGGUGAGGGCAGGAACGUAGAUCACCCGGUAAAUAGAGAGCGUCACCCUUCGGCUCAGCUCCUUCAUCGUGACAGACCAUUGCAGAGUUCCCGUCACUGGAGAUGCAGCACUAACCUGCCUGCCGGAGCUGGAAGACAUGCAAUACAGACAGGAUACUGGCCCUCCAGGACCAGAGUUGCCCACCCCUGCCCAAGACACUUUAACUCCUCCACUUGGGGCAGGAUCUUGUCAUUACUCAGUGAAAGCACUCCACAUUUUUCUGACUGAGGACCAUCAACUCAGAUUUGGAAGUGGGUGCUUCUGUCAAGGGCAUAAAGCACCUGACACUUUCGACACUCGGAUCAGUGGGACACACAAACCCCUCCACCUUCGAUAAGGUAACUGGUCAAGGAGGAGGGCAUUUAUUUGUUUGGUUUUUUUUGUACUUGUUUCCCCUAAAACAAAUGAAGUAUUUAGAGUGCUUUAUAAAGUUCUGUUUAAAGAAACA